AAAGCCAGAGACAUCGUAGCGCAUUCCAGGACGCCUGUGUUCGCGAAUGCCUCUUGGGAACUAUAUUUGGAUGUCCCGGCUAUUAAAAGCUCCCGGCACUCCGUGACCUGCAGGCCGGGAGAUCAGACGCUCCCUGCUGCUGCCUGUUGCUGACCAGAAAACGGCAGCGAGGCUGGACUCAAACUUGACUCUGUUGGCUGUUUGUUUUCUUAUUUUGUUUCCUCUCAUUUUGCCUUAAGAAGAUGAGCAGUGAAUCUACAACUCUGAUAUCCUUGAAGAAAGCAGUGGAAAGAGUAGAUCACAGACUCCACGAUUUGGAAGCACAGUUCACAGAGCUGGACUUCCUCAAGGAUAAUCUGAUAGAGAAAUUCGAGCGUCACGGCAGGUCUCUGGCCACCCAGGCAGCCCAAGAUGAGCUGUGGACAGCAGCGCUUACACUCAGGUUCACGCCGAUGGAGCUGAACAUUGUACACAGCUACGUCGUUGAAGCACUCAUCUGCUUGCACACUCGUGUGCUCCAGAAGCUGCCAGACCUAGUGAGAGGCCUUCCCACCUUGGCCUCCGUCCUCAGACGAAAAGUCAAGAACGCACGCGUUCGAGCUGGGUGGGAGUCUGCCCUGGAGGAGAGUGGACUGGGAAGAGAAGACAGCACAGCCCUUUGCACCUUCUUCAUCGCCUACGGGGACAAGGCAGAGUACUGCACUGCUAAGGUGAGGCAGAUGCACAUUCGGGAUGUCACACUCUUGAUCACUAACAUGGUCAAGAACCAGGCCCUGCGGAAUGCCUUGCUAAAGGCAGUUCAGCUCACAGAGGAGGGCAGAGCAGAAAGAGCCCCACAGAGCAACAGUCGUCUGUGAAACCCUGAUGACAUCAGCCAGAAACCGACCUGUUACCUUGACCUGGUGGCCCCACUUACGCAGCUUCUUCCGCAAGUGGAGAAAACUGUUAUCAUUUCUCAGAGGUUUAUUUUUAUAGCCAAAGGGGAGGCAAUUAGAGAAAUGACGGUAGGGCCAGGCGGUGGUGCAACUGGUUAACACUUACAUGAUAGGGCACAAGGAUGUCGGUUCAAGCCCCUGGUCCCCACCUGCAGGGGGAGAGCUUCAAGAGUGAUGAGAAAGGGCUUCAGCUGGCUCUCUGUUCUUUAUUUCAGCUUCCCUCUCAGUUUCUGUCUCUAUCCAAUAAUAAAUAAAUAAAUAGUGGCCCAGGAGAUGGUGCAGUGGAUAACAUGUUGGACUCUCAACAUGAGGUUCUGAAUUCAACCCCUGGCAGCACAUUUACCAGAGUGGUGUGUGGCUCUUUCUCUAUUUCCUCCUAUCCCUUUCAUUAAUAAAUAAAAUGUCAAAAAUAAAUAA
Molecule: messenger RNA, 1352 nt
Organism: Erinaceus europaeus (western European hedgehog)
Lineage: Eukaryota; Metazoa; Chordata; Mammalia; Eulipotyphla; Erinaceidae
Gene: SMCO1
Product: single-pass membrane protein with coiled-coil domains 1
Exons: 3
Coding region: 243-857 (204 amino acids)
Source: RefSeq, a predicted model, not a curated record